CUUUCGCACGCUCACAUGCGUCUCAAAAUACAAUGCUCUCAACCACCGCUCAAAUUUUGGUUUGCACCUGGGGAUCACGAAUGCUGCACAACCAUCGGUGACCUCAAAUCCGCGUUGACGAAACUGUUGGACGAAGUCAAGCCACUCAAACUGGCCCUCGAUGGUUUCGAACUUUUGGAUAGAAGCCAAAUAACCCAUGUUCUGCGCGAUGGAGAUCUGGUGGUUGUAGCUAGUAGUGGUCGGAGCGGAACGAAACGGAAAAGAAGCAAUUCUACGUCGUCGUCAUCGUCGUCGUCCGACUCGAGUUCCUCUGAGUCUGAGUCUGACUCUGACUCUGACUCGAGUUCGAGCAGUUCUUCUGCCUCUUCCUCUCCAGCCAAACCACCUCCAAUAUCUUCAUCCAAACCUAAUGUUCCGCCUGGUCAAGGCAAACCAUCGACGCGUUCACGCAAUGCUCGUCGAAAACUAAAAGCACUGGCUCUCAAGACCGCGACUGCCACUCUCCCCGCCUUCCUUUCCGCCACAAACUCAACGCCCAUUGCGCCUGUUGAAGUUUCGAUUCCCUUGCAGAGUGAAGCCGAAGAGACUCUGAGGGUGCAGAUGAUGUCCAUGCUCCCAAAAUCGAAAAACAAGAACAAAAGCCGGAGGAAUUUCGAUCGAACAGAUGCACAGGCGCGUAAAAUUGUCUUUGAUCAAGAGGAGACGGCGUCCCGCCCUGCUUUCAUACCGCCAUCAGCAUUACCGCCGGAACGCAUCCCGCCCAACGUAUUCAUCACCUCCAUUGAUGUCGAGGAGGGGAUCAGACGCCGUCCAAGACAAUCACAAAGACCAAAGCAGGAAUAUAUGCAAGAUGUGCAAACUGUGCUUGAUGAGAAGGUAGUUGGAUUGGACUGGGACAAUUCCCCAAUAAUCGACUCGCAUUCUCAGCUUGCGGCGAACCAGAUCAUUGGAUUCUCCGGACUAAUCAUUGACAUGACAACAAUGUCGCCAGUCAUAGGAAAACGACUGGGACGAGUUCAAUCAUGGACUGACGAAUUCAUAGUCGUCACGCGGGGGAUCGAAGGCCCACAUGGAUUUGAGGACGAGGAGGUAGAAGAGGAGCUAGACUGGAGCGAGGUCCAGGGUCAAUGGAAAAUUUUACAGGCUUGA
Messenger RNA from Mycena indigotica, 1149 nucleotides. RefSeq lists its product as uncharacterized. The record is from RefSeq and is a predicted model, not a curated record. The transcript has 3 exons. The coding region runs from base 16 to 1149 and encodes 377 amino acids. Lineage: Eukaryota; Fungi; Basidiomycota; Agaricomycetes; Agaricales; Mycenaceae.